Lolium rigidum is the source of this 687-nucleotide messenger RNA. RefSeq names its product citrate-binding protein-like. The transcript has 2 exons. NCBI's taxonomy places the organism in Eukaryota, Viridiplantae, Streptophyta, Magnoliopsida, Poales, Poaceae. Bases 1 to 687 code for a protein of 228 amino acids. The record is from RefSeq and is a predicted model, not a curated record.
AUGGCCUCGCUCAUCUUCUCCACUCUGCUGCUGGUGGUUCUUGUCACCGCCGUGGUGAUCGGCAGCACGGCUCGCGGAGACGACGGUGGCGACGCCCUCACCGCCGGCUUCACCCGCGUGCUGAUGACGGAGACGAGGUUCGUGGUGCAGAGGCCCUACAACGUGCCUCUGGACGAGCGCUACGAGUUCGCCGGCGGCGUGCGCCGGAUGUGGGUCUACUCCAGCGACAAGCCCUUCAACCGGACCCUCCCUGGCGCCGCGCGCACCGAGACCAAGAUCAACAAGGAGUACAGCUCAGGCGUGUGGCAGUUCGAGGGCGAGGUGUACGUGCCGGCGGGCACGACCGGCGCGUGCGUCAUGCAGAUCUUCGGGGCGGCGCCGGAGCCGCAGGAGACGACACUGAUGCUCCACGUCUACAACGGUAGCCUCACCUUCUACCACGACCUGCACAGGGUGCUUGCCCAGAACAUCUACGGCCGGUGGAUCAGGCUUAAUGUCAUCCACGACGUGGCUGCACGCAAUGUCACCGUGUUUGUCGACGGCGACCUGAGGCUGCGCUCAGGCGGGCACGGCGCGCCCGGCGCACUGCACUACUUCAAAUUCGGGGUGUACAAGCAGUCGCACCACCACCCGUCAUACCUCAUGGAGUCGCGGUGGAGGAACGUUUCGCUCUUCACCAAGCCAUGA